Messenger RNA from Saitoella complicata NRRL Y-17804, 1026 nucleotides. RefSeq lists its product as uncharacterized. The coding region runs from base 1 to 1026 and encodes 341 amino acids. Gene Ontology annotation, molecular function: oxidoreductase activity. The record is from RefSeq and is a predicted model, not a curated record. Lineage: Eukaryota; Fungi; Ascomycota; Saitoellomycetes; Saitoellales; Saitoellaceae. The transcript has 3 exons.
AUGACCCCGUUGGAGGCUCAAGAGGUUAUCGUCAAUAUCGCCAGCUACGAUAGCCCAGCAAUGCACGAGACCGCACUCCAAUUCGCUUUAUUCGGGACAUAUGCAAUCGAGACAAUUGCUUCGUUGUUGUUGAAAACCGGCAACUUCACCGACCCCAAAAAUAUGAUAAAACGCUACGUCGACACCGCCCAACUCAUCUCCGAAUGGAUCUACAACCCCCUCGACCACACUCGCGCCCGUCUCGCCUUUGCCCGAACCAAAUGGCUUCACGACCGGUAUGGCGCGAGGAUUAGUCGAGAUGAUUUGUUGUAUACGUUGGGGUGUUUUAUGUUUGUACCCGUCCAGAUGGUCGGAGCGUUGGAUUGGAGGGGAUUUGAGGGGGUGGAGAGGGAGGCUAGUUUUGUUUAUUGGAGGGAGAUUGGGGAGAGGUUGGGGAUUGAGGAUAUACCUGGGAAUUAUGGGGAGUUGUAUGUGUGGUGGAAGGAAUAUGAGGAUACGCAUAGCCGGCAUAACGGGGCUUCGGAUAAUCUCGCGACUUUGACGAUGAAUGUUAUUACGUUCCAAGUCCCUGGAUUCCUCAGAGAGCCGGCCAAGAAAUUCAUGAUAUGCGUCAUGGACGAUAAACUUCGUUCCUCGAUGGGUAUCCCCGCGUCCCCUGCGACAUACCACACGAUAUUUACUACCAUCAUCGGAAUCCGCAAGUUCAUCUAUCGAAACCUCCUCCUUCCGCGGCCAUCUUGGAAUCCAUACCAAACCAUCAACGAAAACCCGAAUCCAAAGACGGGGCGAUAUAUCCCGAGAGGAGAAGCGCCGGAACCGUGGUAUAUGCCUGAGACUUGGUGGGGGAUGUAUGGACCGUAUUCGUGGAUACAGAGGUUGAGGGGCCAGCCUAUGCCCUCGAAGGCGUUUGAGAGCGGGGGCUAUGCGAUUGAGAAUAUGGGGCCGGAGGCGUUGAAGAACAAGGGUGUUGAGGAGGUGAGGAUGAAUGCGAGGAAUAUGAGGAGGUGUCCGAUGGCGUUUGCUUAG